Messenger RNA from Drosophila virilis, 2335 nucleotides. It is a transcript of the gene Eaat2, whose product is annotated as Excitatory amino acid transporter 2. Gene Ontology annotation, cellular component: plasma membrane. NCBI's taxonomy places the organism in Eukaryota, Metazoa, Arthropoda, Insecta, Diptera, Drosophilidae. Gene Ontology annotation, molecular function: neutral L-amino acid transmembrane transporter activity; L-glutamate transmembrane transporter activity; glutamate:sodium symporter activity. Gene Ontology annotation, biological process: L-glutamate transmembrane transport. The record is from RefSeq and is a predicted model, not a curated record.
UAUAGUACUAAUCUAUAUAUUAACGAUCGUCUGGUUAAAACGCGAUCCCUGCGCAAUUUUUGACGCAGUUUACAAAACGUUUCCAUUUCGAGCGGUUCCUCAGUUUCGGCGCGCUUUUCCGUGUUUAGGUGUCAGAGGUAAAAGGGGCCGCAGUUAAACUCGACCUUGCACCACCUAAACCACCCGUUCAGCCGGCAGUUUGAAGGUAAAAAACCACUAAAACGGCUACAGCGGUGCAACGCAUACUGCAACUGUUGAUGCAACGGCAGCUCAAGCUGCUGCGAAAGUUCCACCAGGUGACUGCAUUGGCACAAACGUUAAGCAUACGCCCCGAGGCAACGACAAAUUAAUUAAAAGUGAGAGCUAAAGUCGCAAGCGAAAAGUAAAAAGUGGAAAGUGAAAGCUGCUGCCAAGGCGCCAAAGUGUCGAGUGCAAAGUGUUAGAAACCAGCAUAAACCUGGGUAACUUGUGGCUUAUUAUUAGAGAUUACCUCUUCACCAAAAUGGGUCCAUCGAAUAUGACGGCAGCCGUGCACGGCACCGAGCUGCCACCGAAGACCACGGAGCGCAGCGAUGCCCCCAUCGAGUUGACCGGAUAUCGCAAAUGGCUCUGCGAUAAUCUCAUGCUCCUCGUCACGCUCUCCGGCGUCAUGCUGGGCGUCAUUCUGGGCCUCUCGUUGCGUCCGCUGCAUCUGCACGAGGACUCUAUCAUGCUGAUCUCGUAUCCGGGCGAGCUGUUCAUGCGCGUGCUGAAGCUAAUGAUUCUGCCGUUGGUAAUCUCCAGCCUGAUUGCCGGCUCGGCCAGCUUGAAUGCCAAGAUGAAUGGCAAAAUUGCGCUGCGCACGCUCUUCUAUUUUGCCAGCACCUCGCUGUUCAACGCGGCGCUGGGCAUUGCUCUGGUGCUGCUUAUCCAUCCGGGUAAUCCGGAUUUGCACAGUGCGGACGAUCAUGCGUCGGACAGGCGGGCGGUCAAAUUGUUGGAUAGCCUCUUGGAUUUGGGCAGAAACGUAUUUCCGGACAACCUAUUCCAGGCAUCGAUACAGCAGGCGCACACCGUCUACUUGCCCAAGCCGAGCGUGGUCCACAGCCCGAAUGAAACGGUGACAAAUGAUACGGCUGCGGCGCUGUUGCAUGGCGUGGAGGCGCAAAGACAGCUGCCGGAACUGGAGGAGGUGGUGCUGGUGCGGGACGUACAAUAUCGCAGCGGCACAAAUACUUUGGGCAUUGUGUUCUUUUGUCUUGUGUUUGGCACCGUACUGGGCACCAUCGGGCAGAAGGGUCAGGUCGUUGUGGACUUCUUUGCGGCCGUCUUCGAGGUGAUCAUGAAAAUGGUGACGUGCGUCAUGUGGCUGACACCGGUGGGCAUCAGUUCGGUCAUCGCUGGCAAAAUACUGAGUGUAGAUAAUCUGAGUCUGGUGAUGGCGCAGCUCGUUUGGUUCAUCAUAACUGUGGCCAUCGGUGUGGUGAUCUACCAGUUCAUUGUGAUGCAGUUCAUCUACUUUGUUUUCGUGCGACGCAAUCCCUUCAAGUUCUACGCGGGCCUCAUUGAGGCCAUGCUAACCGCAUUUGCCACCGCAUCAACCGCCGCCGCCUUGCCGCUCACAUUCCGCUGCAUGAACGAGAAGCUGCGCAUCGAUCCGCGCAUCACACGCUUCGUCCUGCCCAUUGGCUGCAACAUCAACAUGGAUGGCACCGCUCUCUUCAUAGCCGUCGCCUCCAUCUUUAUAGCCCAGAUGAGCGGCAUGGUACUCGGCUUUGGCGAACUCCUCACCGUCCUGCUCACCUCCACGGCGGCCUCCAUGAGCUCGGCCAGCGUACCGAGCGCGGCUCUGGUCCUGCUUCUAGUUGUCCUAACCGCCAUUGAUGCACCCGUUCAGGAUGUGACGCUGCUCUUCGCCGUGGAUUGGUUUGUAGAUCGCAUUCGCACCACCAACAACAUGCUCGGGGAUUGCUAUGCCGCCGCCGUCGUCGAGGAGCUGUCCCGCAAGGAGUUGAUGGCUCUGGAUGCCGCUGCUGUCAAUUAUCAGGAUCUGCCCGCUGGCACGCCCAAUGGACUGCAUGUUGGCCUGCUCGAGGGUCAAACGGAGCUGGAAUCGCCCGGCAAAUGCCAGUUGAACGAUGCUGUCGUCGUGGACAUGAACGCCGUCAUGAACAAUGUGAAUCUGCAGCAGGAGCAGAGCAAUCGACGGGUCUAAGCCGGAUAUGGAUGCAGUAUGCAGCACCAGCACGUAGAGUACCACCAAUAGACCACAGUGUUCCCCCCAAUAACAACAACAACAGUAACAACAACAACAACACCUUUUGAAAGACUUUUUUUGAUUUUUGAUGAAGCCACU